GAGCACAACAUCUCCAGAUCGGUCGCUGAAGUGGCUGUCAGGAGAGAUAGUAAAUUGCGCCUCUGGGCUGAGUGUGUGCGGUGUUGUGAUAACCCCUGAAACGGUGACAGCAGGGAGGUCCAGGAAGACGUCACAGAGGGGAAGUGUGGACUGCCGUUCAUAAACAUCGCCGACCUGGGACGGCGAGUAUUGUUUACUGACUCCAGUCUCUGGGCAGCAGCGAGUCUCACGGGUCCUGGGGGCAGGAUAUUGCAUUGGCGAGAGAGGGGCUCUUGGUCACUUGAGCACACGCAGUUGCACAAGGUGGGGACAGACGCUCGACCUGUGGGACCUGUGGAAACCCGCAGGCAGCUGUUUCUGAGGAAACUGGUUGAAUCAGCCCAGCAGUCAUGUACGACAGCAGCUACUCCAGAGCGAAGUUCGGCCUGGAGGCUAAGGACAUCCACAAGGCGAAGAGCAGGAGCUGCAGCUACUACAUGAAGAUCAUCCUGUUCUUCUCCUCCCUGGUCCAGUCGCUCAUCAUCGUCGGGCUGGUGCUGUUCAUGGUCUACGGCAAGCCACACAAGACCGCGGAGGAGCUGAGGGUGGAGGACCUGGAACACAACCUGGAGCGGCUCAGUGUGGACAACCUGGCACAGAAGAAGAGGAGCCACAACCUCACCCUGCAGCUGAACGUGAGCAUGACCAACAACAAUCACAAGGAGCUGGAGCUGAGAAGAGCUCGAUACAUAGCCAACAACAGCGCCAUAUCGAUCAAGACUCUGAACCAGAGAUUAACGGCUUGUGAAGCUCAGAGAAAACUGGAUACUCAGUCUAUCUCUACUGCUCGGUGCCAACCACAGACCCCCUCUCUGGGUAGACCUUAUGACGCGGAGAAAUACGCCCUCACAAGAGAGAGGGACUAUCUGAAAAACACGCUCGACGUGGUGAAGACCAACUUCACCAUCUCGAUGCAGGCCGUCAAGAACGACCUGGACAGCACCAAGAAGGAGAAGGAUCUUCUGCGCCAGGAGACCAUCAACCUGCGGCGCGAGAAGACCGACAUGCAGAAGGAGCUGGAGAUGUUCAAGAAGAAGUGCAAGGAGGACUUUGUGCAGUCGCUGACGGGCAUCCGCGAGGUGACCAACACCUUCCUGCAGAAGAUCAACAGCCUGAACCCCCAGGCCCUCUCCUUCGCUCUCACCUGCGACAAGCAGCAGGAGCAGCUGAACCGGAUCCGCUCCAACUGCUCCGGCCUGUCCAGGGACAUCGAGAACAAGUUCCAGGCGUACCUGGACAGAGUCGGGGAGGACGUCUCCCGGAUCCAGAGCGAGAGCAGCCGGUUGACCGCGGAAAACGCCCGGCUGCGCAGCGACUUCGGGGAGUGCAGUGCCAACCGCAGCGCCCUCCUCCUGGAGCACGGCAGGAGGGUCCAGGAGCUGCAGGCCAGGCACGACAACGAGGUGGAGCGCAUGCUGAAGGAGCAGGCCCGCCUGAGGGGGGAAAGGGAGCUCCAGGGACAGACGCUCAAGCUGAAGGACCUGGAAAUCGCCAGGCUGAACAACAAGGUGCAGAGCCUCAACGUCUCCCUGGCUGGCUGCAUCCCCAGGCCUCAGCCAGUACCUCCAUAUCCUGGUUAUAAACUGCCUGAUAACUCCUACCAGAAGUUCCAGGUUGACCUUCAAAAGAAUCUGCAGGAGCUGCAGCAGUUUGCAGACAAAGGCUCUAGUGUGUCUGGUUAAGGCUGUCAUCUACCGACUGAAGAAAGAAAAGGACUCCAGUGUCGGGGCUUCAAGCUUUACGCAUUUUUUUUUCUUUUAACCUUUUUAUUCAAAGAAAAAUAACGCAGAACGAGAAUUCAGCAUUUCUUGUUUGCACUGAGAGUCUUCUGUAAAUACAAGCCUUUAUCAUCAGGGACAUUCUGAUUGCUGUGUGUCCAAGUCCACCACUCACACAACGUGGUCUUGGUCUCCACCUCCAAGCAGUUUCAUCACUUUAUGAACAAUCUGGUGGAAAAGCUUUUGCUCUUUAACCAUCCUGGAGCAGGGUGAUCCAACAGUACUGAAAGACUGGUGCAGCAGCAUGUCUCUUUAAAGCACCAGAACCCAAAGAGCUGGGAGAAAUCUGUUAAUCAGUCUAAUCACGUCACUAACAUCAGAUUGACGCCAUUAAGUGCAGAGUUGGGAUGAAACCUGUAGAUGCACCAGUCCUCCAGAACUGGAGUUAAACUACCCUGACCUGAGUUUACUCCAUUGAUGCCUCCCAAUAAUUAUUAAUCACUUACAGCUCAGUGCUGGAACUCGCAAAAUAGGACAGUCACUAAAGACCCAGGAGUGACAAGUGAUAUCAUCCCUCAAACAGCCCAACAUCUUGUCUCCAUCUGUGCUUCACGAGGGCUGGAAACCAAGUCAGUGGUGUGUAGGGGACUGAGCUGGGCUUGGGCAGUCUCACCCUGCUUUCCUAAUGCACUCCAGCGUCCAGAAAAGUUUGUGUGAUAUUAACUAACACUCUAGAAUUCAAUGUAGAACUUUUUGGGCUUCAGUAUUUGAAAGCUUAUUCAAAUGGUAAAAACUGCUUUCCUUAGAAAGUUAAAAUAAUGAAGGGGUACUGUUGUGUAUGUUAGCAUAUAUGUACAUUUUCCCAAUGUAAAUUCCUGUUUUAUAAUAGUUUGUAAUUGAUUAAAACCUCUCCUCUAUCACUAGUUUAAUGAACAGUGAAAACAGCGAUGUACUGUUAUUUUACUUUUUGACAUGAUGUUUGACAACAAAAUAGCUAUUUGCACUAAUUCAUUCAAUCAUUAUUCCUUUCUUCAAAAUAGCUGGGUUUGGUUGCAUUGUACCACUGCAUUUAAUGCGAUGGGCUAUAAAAACUGCUUAUAUCUAAAUAAAUGUCUAAUUAAAAAAACA
Messenger RNA from Lepisosteus oculatus (spotted gar), 2885 nucleotides. RefSeq names its product plasmalemma vesicle associated protein b (gene plvapb). Gene Ontology annotation, biological process: regulation of vascular permeability; positive regulation of cellular extravasation. NCBI's taxonomy places the organism in Eukaryota, Metazoa, Chordata, Actinopteri, Semionotiformes, Lepisosteidae. The record is from RefSeq and is a predicted model, not a curated record.